AUGGAGCAAGCAAUUCUUGAUGGGUUACAAAAUCUACAGCUUACUAAGGAGGAAGAAGAGGACAUUCAAGUCACAAUACAAGAUAGAGCAGAUCUUCUUGAAGAAUGCGCCCUCAGUCUUUUUGGAAAGCUUCAGUCGGACAGACAACAGAAUCAACGUGCUCUUAAGAGCACACUCAGAGCGGUUUGGAAGAUGGGAUCAGAUUUUAGGAUUGUUGAAGUGGGUAAUGGUAUACUACAGUUUAAGUUCAGUUCACAAUAUCAGAUGGAAUGGGUUGAAAGAAAUGGUCCAUGGAAUUUUGACAAUAAUCUACUCCUCCUAUGUCGUUGGAAAAAAGGUCUUUCUGCAGCAAAUAUUGUGUUCACGCAUUCACCCUUUUGGGUCCAGGUAUGGGGGCUUCCCUUUGAGUUAAUGGCAGAAGAAACAGGGAGGGAUAUUGGGAGCAGAAUAGGCAACUAUCUUGAAACAGACAGAAGAUCAUGGCAGAUGGAUCAGGCCAAAUUUAUGAGAGUCCGAGUGGCCCUGCAACUAGAUAAACCACUUCGUAGAGGUGGGUAUGUUACAAACUUGGAAAAAAAAAGAAUGUGGGUCACUUUCAAAUAUGAAAGACUCCCAUCUGUCUGUUAUGGUUGCGGCAAGAUUGGCCAUGAUGAGAGACACUGUGCAACGCCACCAAAUGAUCGAACAGCUGAACGCCAAUAUGGAGACUGGAUUCGGGCAAAUGGGAUUCACAAAGCGAGUCAAGGAAGAGAAAAAUCUAAUAAGUCCGAUAGCUACCCUUCAAGGAAUGAAAGUGGAAGACCUGGAUCACCACUGGGAACGAACGGCACGAAUGAUCCAACGGCUAACAGCAGUGAUGGGGAUCAACGUUCAAGAGGAAAUCAGGGGCUUGAAAACAAUGACAGCGUAGGUGAGCUAGGUGUGGCUGAGUUGACAAGGAGUCAGGCGGUAGGUUAG
Quercus robur (English oak) is the source of this 957-nucleotide messenger RNA. RefSeq lists its product as uncharacterized. The record is from RefSeq and is a predicted model, not a curated record. The transcript has a single exon. Gene Ontology annotation, molecular function: zinc ion binding; nucleic acid binding. The coding region runs from base 1 to 957 and encodes 318 amino acids. NCBI's taxonomy places the organism in Eukaryota, Viridiplantae, Streptophyta, Magnoliopsida, Fagales, Fagaceae.